GCGGGCGGCGGGUGACGCGCGACGCGGCGGCGGCGGCGAUGACACAGCAAGGGGCGGCCCUACAGAGCUACAACAACGAGCUGGUCAAAUGUAUUGAGGACCUCUCCCUCAAGCGGGACGAGCUGAGCAAGCAGAUCCGCCAGGAGGAGGAGGAGAAGGGCAAGCUGCAGAACGACAUCCGGAUCUUGACGGACAAGCUGUCGCGUGUCAACGAGAGCCUGGCCAGGAAGAUGGCGUCGCGCAACGAGUUUGACCGGACCAUCGCUGAGACCGAGGCGGCUUAUAUGAAGAUUCUGGAGAGCUCCCAGACGCUCCUCAACGUCUUGCGCAAGGAAGCCAACAACCUGGCCAAGGCCACCGAGGCCAAAAGCCCCAAGGAUACCUGAACUCGCUGGGCACCGCGCUACGACUCCCGACCUUUGGCCAGGCUGGCCCUCGAACCUGGCACCGGGGCAGCU
Messenger RNA from Lacerta agilis (Sand lizard), 458 nucleotides. It is a transcript of the gene SSNA1, whose product is annotated as SS nuclear autoantigen 1. The record is from RefSeq and is a predicted model, not a curated record. The transcript has 3 exons. Gene Ontology annotation, cellular component: ciliary basal body; centrosome. Bases 39 to 386 code for a protein of 115 amino acids. NCBI's taxonomy places the organism in Eukaryota, Metazoa, Chordata, Lepidosauria, Squamata, Lacertidae.